Messenger RNA from Pieris macdunnoughi, 330 nucleotides. The record is from the annotation of a GenBank genome assembly. NCBI's taxonomy places the organism in Eukaryota, Metazoa, Arthropoda, Insecta, Lepidoptera, Pieridae.
AUGCCUUACAAUCCAGGAGAUAUACAGGAAAAGUUGGGGCAAAACCAGGCUAAAACAAUGAACAAGUCGUGCGUUGUCAAACUGGAGAACUCAACUACCAAGAAACUGAAAGAUCAUCAGAGGAAAAGGGCACUGACAAAAAACUACCAGGAGAAGAGCAGAGAGCGACUAACAGGAGAGAAGGGUUCAGAGACAGAACUACCAGGGGAACAGGACAUUAAGAGAAGUCUACCAGGAGGUACUGAGAAGCGAACAGAACAGAAAGACCUAAUCGCAGAGAGUGGACAGAAGGGAGGCUCGACUACUUGGCUUAUGCCGGCGUUGGUGUAA